This is a messenger RNA of Diversispora eburnea, 1061 nucleotides long. NCBI's taxonomy places the organism in Eukaryota, Fungi, Glomeromycota, Glomeromycetes, Diversisporales, Diversisporaceae. The record is from the annotation of a GenBank genome assembly.
UCUCGUGCAGGAAUUACGAUUAUCCAAAAAUGCCGAAAAUAUUUCGAUACUACUAAAUAUCAAAGACAAUCAGCCGUUCUCAACGACACAGUCGAGAAUACGCUAUUACUUAACUCGAAAACAGAGAUCAUUCAAGCACAAUUACAACCCUUGGAUGUUUUGCUAUUUUCAGACGCUUCAUCACCUUCAAUUACUAUACAACUUUCAGACGUUACAGAUACUUUACCACCUGAAACCUCACCACAAACUCUUCGAGAAUUAGCACAUUUAUUAAAUACACCAAACAAGCGUCCAAUAGAGAAUGAAGAACUUUGGAAUUAUACUCAAAACAAUUUCGUUAUAUGUGCAUUUGCGUUUACAGCAAAAGAAUUGGAAACAAAAAUUGACAUAGAAUUCACCAAAGAAUUGUCCUCUAUAUGUGAUAGAAAUCCCGUUGUGUGGAAUUCUGCGUUAGAAGAGUAUAUAAAUACGACUCUCAAGGAAUCUGGCGAAAAGUUUAAGAAUGCAAUUAGAAAUAAGUAUUAUAAAGAUAUCGAUGAAGAUGUUGGUCCCACUAUGGAUAGAAAGAUGAGCGGGCGAAAGCAUAUAGUUUACCAAGUAUCAGCACUAUUAAAAUUUUAUGAAAGAACGUUUCUAACCUUGGAUAUUGAUUGGAUUGAGUCUCAUUUCCAUCCGGCAAAAAUGAUGAAGUCGGGAUCAAAUUCUGGCAUUGUUCUAGUGGAUGCAAAGGUGACAAGGUUCUCCGAUGGGCUUGACGUUUGGCAUUUAGAGGUUGCGGGUCCUCCCUAUAAUGUACCCAAUAAACAUGUUAUAGAUUCUCGAUUAACACUAUAUUCAUUAAAUAUCCUCCCCGAUGGACGCUUCCUGUCAUGUGAACUUGCUACCGCCGUCAUUCCCUUCAGUCUUAACAGACGGCAUCAAUAUAAAUCAGUUCUCAGAAUGAUGUCUAUAUUCCAUGAUGAAUUAAUUAAGCAGGAUGAAUUAUUAGAAGAAAUCAACAGGUCAAUACUUCGUUCUGAAAAUAUUACAGUACGUCAAGUGUUAAAGAUACCUAGAUUAGA